Messenger RNA from Aspergillus pseudoviridinutans, 1653 nucleotides. RefSeq names its product putative MFS monosaccharide transporter. Gene Ontology annotation, biological process: transmembrane transport; carbohydrate transport. The coding region runs from base 1 to 1653 and encodes 550 amino acids. The record is from RefSeq and is a predicted model, not a curated record. NCBI's taxonomy places the organism in Eukaryota, Fungi, Ascomycota, Eurotiomycetes, Eurotiales, Aspergillaceae. Gene Ontology annotation, molecular function: carbohydrate:proton symporter activity. Gene Ontology annotation, cellular component: membrane. The transcript is spliced from 4 exons.
AUGGCGCCGCCCACUUUUGCUGGUAUGUCCGGGCGGAAACUGUCCUGGACUGUAUCAACCAUAGCGACUAUGGGGUUUUUGCUGUUUGGUUAUGAUCAGGGUGUGAUGUCUGGCAUCAUCUCUGACCCGUCAUUCAACAAUGUCUUUAAAGCAACCAAAGGCGACAACACCAUGCAAGCGACUGUGACAGCCGUUUAUGAAGUCGGUUGUCUGUUCGGCGCUAUCUUCGCCUUGAUCUUCGGCGAGAUCCUCGGGCGCCGGAAAAUGGUCAUCUGCGGCGCAUCGGUGAUGAUCGUUGGAGUGAUUAUCCAAGUCACGUCAUUCCCAGGCUCACUUCCUCUGCUCCAGUUCAUCUUCGGCCGUGUCAUCACUGGAAUUGGCAAUGGAAUGAAUACGUCAACCAUCCCGACGUAUCAAGCCGAAUGUUCCAAAACGAGCAAUCGAGGUCUGCUGAUCUGCAUCGAGGGAGGCAUUAUUGCUAUUGGGACCAUGAUCGCCUACUGGAUCGACUUUGGCGCACACUACGGGCCAUCAGACCUGGUCUGGCGGUUCCCGAUCGCCUUCCAAAUUGUUUUUGGCAUCGUGAUUAUCGUGGGCAUGGUGCAUCUCCCCGAGUCGCCACGGUACUUGAUUGCGCAGGAUCGUAUCGCGGACGGCGAGAAGGUCCUGGCCGCACUGGCAGGUACGGAGAUCAAUGACCAUCAUACACAGCUGGAGAAGCAUUUGAUCAUUGACUCGGUCCGAGCGUAUGCACCCCCUACUUCGCACAUCACAUUUUUCACAGCUGACAUGCGGUCCAGUUCCGGUGCGGAAAAGGCCAGAUUCAGAGACCUCUUCACCGGAGGACCAUCGCAGCACUUCCGCCGGAUGAUUGUUGGUUCGUCCUCGCAGGUUUUCCAGCAGAUCUCCGGUUGUAAUGCAGUCAUCUACUACCUGCCGGUCCUUCUGGAAGACUCAAUCGGCCAAUCGCACGACUUCGCUCUGCUCAUCGGUGGCGUCAACAUGAUCUGCUACGCGAUCUUCGCCACAUUCUCCUGGUUCUUCAUCGAAAAGAUCGGCCGGCGCAAGCUCUUCCUCGGAGGAAGUUUCGGCCAGUGCGCAGCGAUGAUUAUCGUCUUCGCGUGCCUAAUCCCUGGCGACGCGCAGACAGCCAAGGGCGCAGUCUUCGGUCUCUUCCUGUACAUGUGUUUCUUCGGCGCGACCUGGCUCCCCCUCCCAUGGCUAUAUCCUGCCGAACUCUCCCCUCUCAAAACCCGCGCAAAGGCAAACGCCAUCUCAACCUGCAACAACUGGCUCUUCAACUUCACCGUCGUCAUGAUCACCCCCGUGAUGAUCGAGCACAUCGGCUGGGGCACGUACCUCUUCUUCGCGGCCUGGAAUGCCUUCUUCAUCCCCGUCAUCUGGUUCUUCUACCCCGAAACCGCGGGCCGGAGUCUCGAGGAAAUCGAUCUGAUUUUCGCCAAGGGCCACGUGGAGAAAAUGAACUACGUGCGUGCUGCGAGGGAGCUGCCGCGGCUUUCGGACGAGGAGAUCGAGGCCAAGGCCGCCGAGUAUGGGAUUCUGGACAAUAAUGAGAAGUCUGAGGAGAGAGUUAUGGAGACGGAUCCGGCGGCGACGGCGGAGUUUUCAUCUUUCCAGCCUACUCAGCUAUAA